Molecule: messenger RNA, 836 nt
Organism: Rhododendron vialii
Lineage: Eukaryota; Viridiplantae; Streptophyta; Magnoliopsida; Ericales; Ericaceae
Exons: 5
Coding region: 134-673 (179 amino acids)
Biological process (GO): protein folding; protein import into mitochondrial matrix; protein stabilization
Cellular component (GO): mitochondrion
Molecular function (GO): protein-folding chaperone binding; zinc ion binding
Source: RefSeq, a predicted model, not a curated record
UUUACACACAAAAAAGGCACCAAACACACGAGAACGGCGCUGUUCUGUACGUGUGGUGGAUGGAGCGGUGAAUUCGUGCGGCAAGGGUAGCAUCUACUAUUUCUUUCCCCAACUCAAACCCUAAUUGUCCCCCAUGGCUGCAACUCGAUCUCUCACCUUUCCCGCCGUUCAUUGUCUCUCCUCCUCCACCAGCACCACCACCACCAACACUCUCAGAGCUUAUGUACCCACUUGCCCCUUCCAGCGCUCCAACUUCUUCAAACCCAAUUCGCUUCACUACUCCACGCUCAAACCCUCUAGAUUAAGUGUUUUUCACAAGAUAGGUAUAGUACCAACCCAUGUGUUUCGGGUGCCAAUACUCUGUUGUUUGGCCGAUAACCAUGUCGAAUCGGUACCAUCGGAAUCGGCCCCGACCUCUGCUACUGAUGAUUUAAAGGAGGCAACUAUUGACUUAAAGCUUCCAAGAAGAAGCUUGUUAUUACAUUUCACUUGUAAUGCAUGUGGCGAAAGAUCAAAGAAGCUCAUAAAUAGAGUAGCCUAUGAACGGGGUACUGUUUUCGUACAGUGUGCAGGCUGUCAGCAGCAUCAUAAGUUAAUUGACAAUCUCGGGCUGGUGGUUGAGUAUGAUUUCCGGGAGGAGAGUGGGAUGGACUCAAAUGCAGAUCAAGUUUGACAAAUGUCAACUAUGGAACAGAUUGGUCUUUUAUCUCAUGAGGAGAGGAGGCAAGAGUUUUUGAAAUGAUAAUCAAUGUGUGACAAUGUAAAUAGCAUCUUUGAUCAUUUUUGGUACAUUCUUUCCAUUGCCUAUGAAAGGAUAAAUGAAUUUCUUUGUCGGA